AUGCACAAAUCGCUUCUCUGGAAGCUGGCCUGCAGCACGUUGCUGUUCGCCGCCGCUUCGGCCCAGGACGUCUCUUCAACGACCGACGCCGCGCCCACGGACGCACCCACCGAGACUCCCACUGGUUCCUCCUCCGCGCCGCCGAGCGUGACAGCAUCGGCAAGUAGCAGCGCGGAGGAGCCAAGUGGUACCGUCUCUCAGAGCACCUCUGCCACGUCCGGUGGUGGUGGUUCCUCGCCAACUGGCGGCGGUGGUACCGAUUACUGGGCUGGCAAGCCUGCUGAUGUCAAGCUACGAGUCCCCGAGCUACAUGUCGGCCGCAUUGAGUUGGUAGUCGACAACCUGCAGGCCGAUAUCAACCUCGCGGCUCAGGUUGCGAACCUGGUCGAGCUCAAUGCUGGCGUCCAGGUCGGUAUCCAGAAAGUCAACGUCACCAUUGCAGAAGUCGACGCAGAGCUCGACCUCGUCAUCAGACUCGGCAACCUUGUCGACAUUGUCAACCGUACACUCGAAUCACUCAACCUGAACCCUCUGCUCAUCAACGUGCUCGAGGACGUUGGCGACCUCGCCGGUGCUGUCAUUGGCGCUGUCGAUGGCCUGCUGGGCUCCAUUGUCAAUGGCGACUCGACCAUCAACUUCCUGAUUGACAACCUGGGCAACAUUGUCCAAGAGGUAGCCGGCGGCGCUACUGGUGCCGUCAGCUCCAUUGUCGGCAACUACCUCAACAACAUGACCUUCACUGGUGCCCAGGAGAUUCUCAAGGGCGGCAACAUCCAGAAGACAUACUCGUAUUCGCCACUUAAUUCUCUCGUCAAUAUUAUCUUCAACUCUGUCGGUCAUGUUGUCCAAGCCGUCGUUGUCAAAGGUGGCAGCGGCGGUGGCGGCGGAGGCGGCAGCACGUCAACCACGACUGCCAGCACGAUUCCUACCGCGUCUGCCACCCCGACAGCUGCCCGCAGAUCAUAA
This is a messenger RNA of Microdochium trichocladiopsis, 966 nucleotides long. RefSeq lists its product as uncharacterized. The transcript has 2 exons. The record is from RefSeq and is a predicted model, not a curated record. Bases 1 to 966 code for a protein of 321 amino acids. NCBI's taxonomy places the organism in Eukaryota, Fungi, Ascomycota, Sordariomycetes, Xylariales, Microdochiaceae.